GUGAGCGCGCUGACAGGACUCUGACGUCAUCCGCGCGCGCCGUUGUGUGUCUGUAGCUAGGUGACCUCGCCGAGCUCGGGGACCAUGGCCAGGAGGAAGAACCUGCGGCCCAUCGCCGAGAUGGCCAGGAAGAUCCGGGCUUACCGGGAGCUGAAGGACCGGCCACGGGACAGCCAGCGCUAUGCCUUGGACUACCAGACCAUGACUCGGCCAUUUACUGGUAAGCGCUUGCCAGUGCUGGCUUGGGAGGACGUGAAGAAUGAAAACCGCCUUUUCACAUUGCUUGCCGGUCACAGGAUGUUUGGAGUGGGAAGAAUGGUAACCAGAAAGUCCUGGCUUGAGACGUACGAAGAACCCUGUUACUGGACAAUCACGAAGGUCAAAGUAGAUUACACAGCUGAGAAUAUGGAUCAUGGAAAGGCAUGGGGAUUCUUAACAUUUCGAGGCAAACCUGAGACUGAAGUAAAGGAAAUACCCAAAGUCAUGUAUCAUGACUGGCGUCUUGUGCCACGUCACGAAGAGAACGACUUCAAGAAGUUCACCCCUGUGGCUGAGCCAGAAUCUGUCCGCUAUGUUCCAUAUCCUCCUCUCCUGCGAGCCAUGAUUCUAGCCCAGUGGCAGAAAGCAGGGAAGCCUUUAACAGAACCCAUGCUUGACCUCCAGCGAAAUCGCUUCUUUGGCAAAGACUACUUCGAGAAAGAAAGACAAGCGAAGGAAGGAACGGCGGUCUAACAUGAUCGAUUGGACUCAUUUCGGCCAUGGGAUACAUGGCCAGGAGCAACACAAGAAUUUAAACUGCCAUAUAUUUCAGAACCUAUGUAUCAAACAAAAGACUUUCUCAACUGUUUAUUACCAGUAUCUAUCGUAAAUCUGAAUAUAAUGCAUUUAAACCCCUUAAUAUCCAGAAAGAUACAUCAUGUAUUGUGUAACUUCCAUUAAAAAUAUAAUUAUUUUCAUUAUAA
Messenger RNA from Pelobates fuscus (common spadefoot toad), 962 nucleotides. RefSeq names its product mitochondrial ribosomal protein S34 (gene MRPS34). The transcript has 4 exons. The coding region runs from base 85 to 732 and encodes 215 amino acids. Lineage: Eukaryota; Metazoa; Chordata; Amphibia; Anura; Pelobatidae. Gene Ontology annotation, cellular component: mitochondrion; mitochondrial small ribosomal subunit. Gene Ontology annotation, biological process: mitochondrial translation. The record is from RefSeq and is a predicted model, not a curated record. Gene Ontology annotation, molecular function: structural constituent of ribosome.